Messenger RNA from Pungitius pungitius (ninespine stickleback), 1205 nucleotides. It is a transcript of the gene rprma, whose product is annotated as reprimo, TP53 dependent G2 arrest mediator candidate a. NCBI's taxonomy places the organism in Eukaryota, Metazoa, Chordata, Actinopteri, Perciformes, Gasterosteidae. The transcript has a single exon. The record is from RefSeq and is a predicted model, not a curated record. The coding region runs from base 317 to 628 and encodes 103 amino acids.
UACUGUGUCGUAGUGCCACUUGUUGUCAGCUGCCGUCUGACUAUCUCACCGAGGGGGGUCUGGCGGAUUCAUUCUGCUCUGAAACUGGCUACGGACCACAUGAAGUCUCCAGUAAUGCGAUGCCAAAGCAGCUUGUUCAACUCCACAAAAGCGCUGUCUGAUCCGACGGGUCUUCUUCAUUUCGGCACCUCCUCUUCUCUACUUUUCACCUUGAUGCCACAUUUCGCAGCGUCCUUCCCUACGCGCCGCUCGGACUGAAAGUUUGUUUUUUUUCCCUCAAAAACAAACAAACAAACCAAACGAAUCUAAAGUGGAAAUGAACCACACCGGCUUCAACCACACGGAGGGGGGCGGGCUGCUCAACAAGACCGAGGAGUUUCUGUGCUGUAACUUUUCCUCCGUGGUGACGGAUAACGGCUUCGUGUCCGCCGCUCCGGACGAGAGGAGCCUCUUCGUCACGCGGGUGGUCCAGAUCGCCGUCAUGUGCGUGCUGUCCCUCACGGUGGUGUUUGGCAUCUUCUUCCUGGGUUGCAACCUCCUCAUAAAGUCGGAGGGAAUGAUCAACUUCUUAGUGACGGACAGGAGACCUUCUAAAGAAGCCGAGGCGGUCAUUGUGGGAGCCUACUGACGACCGGUCACCUCCAGUGGGGUUUGAAUCAGAUCUGAGAUCUGUGGGACGGAUGGGGACACGGUGCGACGCACGAGAGAUCUGCCCUGAACGAGCCCCCCUGUUUACAUUUAAUUAGGAAAAUAACCAAACCGUGCUGGUGGAUGCGGCUCACGGGUUUUCACUUCAUUUCCCCGUGGCCGUCCUUUUAUUGCCGGCAGAGACUCGUUUAUCUCCAAUUACAAUAGUGCGUUUAAGCCUCUCUGGGUAUAAAGUAUUCUAUCAAAGCACUGUUGUACUUUCAGUAGUUGGAGCAUCGUUUGUCGAGCAGCAUCCUUUGUCAUCAAGGGGAAAAGUCUCCGUGUUUUGCCGUUUGAAAACACCUUUCUCAGAUUGCGAAUGCAAUGGAGAAAUUGUACUGUAUCUUGUAUGUGUUUUUGCAUACAAUAUGCAAUGUAUUAAUCAGUGUAUUUCCCUUGAUUUCCUGCUGUAGACUGCAUUAGUGUAGACGUGGGUGGUGGAGAACAGCCCAGCAUGCCGUGUAUCAUGUUAAUUGGAGCAAAUUCGUUCUGUAAUUAAAGUUUUCCUCUUAAUUAAA